AUGUCGAUCUACAUGGACUAUGUACCCGGCCUCACCCCGGCGUGCGAGAUCCCCCACCCAGUCCCUAUACGCAUCCUUCACUCUUAUUCCUCAGUUCGCAUGCACCGCCUCUACCAAGAUAUCAAAAAUUGCUUGCUAUUGGGAUGCUAUGGUCUCAACUCCCCCUACAGUAUGGAACGGACGCAGGGCAGAAUACGGCAGCUCACGGGUCUCGGGCCCCCUCUUAGAAUGCCUUCCGUCGCCACCCUCCCCCCUGUGGUGAGUUAUGUCGAUGUUCCGGUCGGUGGUCCUGUCGGAUACGUACCGGUGAGGGGAAGGAAUUAUGGAAGGCAACCUGAACGCGAGAACUCUUCGAGUAGUGACUCGGGCAGUGAGAGGAGGAGGUCGCCCAGGAGGAUUACGGUCGACGGAGGGAGGAAUAGGAGAAUCGAGGACCGAAGGAGGAGCAGCAGGAGCAAUGAGAGAGAUUCGAGUGAUGGUGAUCGAAGGAGACGCCGCGGAGACAGGCGAAGCGCUCCUUCUCGUUCCCGCUCGCGGAGUCGGGAUCAUGGGCAUCGUCACUCAAGAAGGCACCAUUCUGCUUCGCGCUCAAGGUCGCAGUCUGAAGAGCGAUCACACCAUCGCUCGACGAGGGAUCGAUCGCAUGGUCGCUCGCGAUCGCACUCACGGUAG
Molecule: messenger RNA, 672 nt
Organism: Trematosphaeria pertusa
Lineage: Eukaryota; Fungi; Ascomycota; Dothideomycetes; Pleosporales; Trematosphaeriaceae
Exons: 1
Coding region: 1-672 (223 amino acids)
Source: RefSeq, a predicted model, not a curated record